AUGGAUUCCCAGGUGCGCCAGAACUACCACCGCGACUGCGAGGCUGCCAUCAACCGUAUGGUGAACUUGGAGCUGUAUGCCUCCUACACCUACCUCUCCAUGUAUGCCUAUUUUGAUCGUGAUGAUGUCGCCCUUCACCAUGUGGCAGAGUUCUUUAAGGAGCACAGUCAUGAGGAGAGGGAGCAUGCCGAGAAGUUCAUGAAAUAUCAAAACAAGCGUGGAGGACGCAUUGCCCUGCAGGUCAUCAAGAAACCAGAGCGUGAUGAGUGGAGUAACACCCUGGAGGCCAUGCAGGCUGCUCUAGAGCUGGAGAAGAACGUGAACCAGGCUCUUCUAGACCUGCACAAGCUGGCCACGGACAAAGUUGACCCCCAUCUGUGUGACUUCCUGGAAUCUGAAUAUCUGGAGGAACAGGUGAAGGAUAUCAAACGGUUUGGAGAUUUCAUCACCAACCUGAAACGCCUUGGGGUGCCUGACAACGGCAUGGGCGAGUACCUGUUUGACAAGCAUAGCGUGAAAGAGAGCAGCUAA
Molecule: messenger RNA, 531 nt
Organism: Staurois parvus
Lineage: Eukaryota; Metazoa; Chordata; Amphibia; Anura; Ranidae
Source: the annotation of a GenBank genome assembly